Adineta steineri is the source of this 327-nucleotide messenger RNA. The record is from the annotation of a GenBank genome assembly. Lineage: Eukaryota; Metazoa; Rotifera; Eurotatoria; Adinetida; Adinetidae.
AUGUCUCGAAUUGAAGGUGUAUCACCACCCAUUGUUACUCAACAAUUAUCAGAUAAAAUUGUACGUGCUUCACGUACAAUAACAUCCACAAAUGAAGAACCUCAAGUACCUUUAGUACUUAUUAAUCGUUAUCGUGUAACAACUAUGAUUGGUUCAGGUUCAUUUGGACAUAUCUUUGAAGCAAAUGAUAUUCAUACACAUGAACAAGUUGCUGUUAAAUUUGAAUCACAUUCUCUUCAAUAUCCACAAUUAGCAUAUGAAGCACGAGUUUUAAAACUUAUUUCUGGAAUUGGUAUUCCAAAAAUAUUUUGGUUUGUAUAUAUAUAA